AUGAAGGUCACCUUCAAGGAGCUCUCGAACCAAAAGUUCACCCUUGACAUCGAGCCUACUGAUCUUAUUUCUACCCUGAAGCAAAGAGUUGCCGAAGAGAAAGGAUGGGAUGCCAAGGCUCUGAAGCUCAUCUAUUCCGGCAAGAUCCUCAAGGAUGAAGAUACGGUCGCGGCCCACAAGAUUGAGGAGAAGGGCUAUGUUGUUUGCAUGGUGAGCAAGCCCAAGGCCGCCCCCGCAGCCUCUGCCGCAGCCUCUUCAUCUAGCGCUCCGCCCGAGACGCCCGCCCGAUCCGUCGCUGCAACUCCUGCUGCCCCGGCCGCACCUACCCACUCAUCUACCGCCGCCGCCGCGGUGCCGGCCACGCCGUCGCCUGCACCUGCAACUGCAGCAGCUGGUGGUAACGAUGACAACUCCAUGGCUAUGGGCGAGGCCCGAGCUGGCGUGAUCGCUAAUAUGGAGGCCAUGGGAUUCGAGCGCUCUCAAAUUGAGGCUGCUUUGCGUGCCGCUUUCUACAACCCAGACCGCGCCGUCGAAUACCUCUUGAACGGUAUUCCGGAAACUGCUCGUCAACCAGAGCCCCAGCAUGAAGCAGCUCCCGCUCAAGCCGCAACAGGCGCUGCCGCCGCCGCCGCCGCCGCCAGUCAGCCUGCCCAAGGUGAGGGCGAGGGAGGUGAUGUCAACCUUUUUGAUCUAGCUGCGCAACAGGGUCGAGGAGUUAGCCGUGGAGGAGCCAGUGGUUCUUCCCAAACUGCAGCUGCAGCAGCCGCCGCAGCCGCCGCCGGUGGCCAGACUCUAGGUAACCUGGACUGGCUGCGUAACAACGCUCAGUUCCAGCAGCUUAGACAGGUGGUUCAACAACAACCCCAGAUGCUCGAGCCUAUCCUGCAGCAACUCGGUGCCGGAAACCCUCAGCUUGCGCAGCUGAUCUCUUCGAACCCCGAACAGUUCCUGAACCUGUUGGGCGAAGCUGGUGAUGAUGAUGCACCUCUGCCCCCUGGUGCCCAGACAAUUUCCGUCACGGAGGAAGAGCGCGAUGCCAUUGAGAGACUAUGCCGAUUGGGUUUCGACCGAGACGCAGCGAUCCAGGCUUAUUUCGCCUGUGAUAAGAACGAGGAGCUGGCCGCAAAUUUCUUGUUCGACCAGCCGGAAGACGAUGAACCUCCUCAGAAUUGA
Daldinia childiae is the source of this 1173-nucleotide messenger RNA. RefSeq names its product UV excision repair protein rhp23. Gene Ontology annotation, molecular function: damaged DNA binding; ubiquitin binding; polyubiquitin modification-dependent protein binding. Gene Ontology annotation, biological process: nucleotide-excision repair; proteasome-mediated ubiquitin-dependent protein catabolic process. Gene Ontology annotation, cellular component: cytosol; nucleoplasm. Lineage: Eukaryota; Fungi; Ascomycota; Sordariomycetes; Xylariales; Hypoxylaceae. The transcript has 7 exons. The record is from RefSeq and is a predicted model, not a curated record. The coding region runs from base 1 to 1173 and encodes 390 amino acids.